AAAAUUUGAAAAUAAAAAUAUUUUCUAUAAUUUUUAAAAAUUUAAAACUAGAACUUUCUAAAUAUAAUUUUUAUAUUUGUUAUAAUAUUAUGAUUUUUAUAUUUUUCUAACUAUAUAAAAUGUAAAUAUUGUCAAUUUAAUAUUUAACAGUUGCUGCAUUUGGUAGUUAAUCAUUCAUAAGUAUCCUUCAAACGCACCAAUUUCUAACCGCAUAACUAGUCAUACAAAUUUCUUAAAACCGCUAAAAACCGCAACUACACGCAUCCGCAAACUCUCGCAAGCGCAGCCGCUGCGGUUGAACCAUUCAGACCCUUAAUAUGCCAACUUCGGAGCUACAUAUAUAUAGUACCAGUUGUGUCUCGGGUUUCCAGCUUUUUGAAGAGACUGUGGAUAUAAAAUCCAAGAACACCAACAGAGAGCUGAACUUGCGACUGAAGAUGGAAAUUCAUUUCCGUGGAGUAGGGUAGUCACUCUUUCUGUAAGAUUUUAAUUUAUUUUUUAUUUUUCUAAAACCAAAUCAUAUAUAUAGUGACACUGUUGAGAGACCGUUCAAUUUGGAUUUUGUUGAAACUGGGACAUUUAAGAAUUGUCUAAACUCAGACCGGUUAUGCAAGCCGUUUUAGAAACAUACUAGUAUUAAUCUCGUGCUAUGCACGAAUAUAUUUUUAAUUACAAAUAAGACUAAGUUUCAGUUUAUACAACUAAAAUUACAUUUAUAAAAUUAUUUUGAUGUUGUUAUAAGAAGUUGAUAUGCAUAGAUUAACCACGUACGACAUAUAAAAAAAGUUAGAUAUUUUUUAAAAAAUUACAAUGAUCUUAAUUAGCUUACUGAAUAUAACUAUUAUGUUUUACUUUUUAUAUCUUGUUUGUUCUCAUGUGAUUUUCUGAUUCGUAACCGGUAAUCUAUAGGUCAUUUAUCUUAUAACAUUCAAUAUCAAAAUACCUACAUUUUUUCUGUAAAACCUAUAUAUUGUGUAAUAGGGAAACAAUUAAAACAAUUAAAACAAUUACACUUUUACCUUUUAACAAAAUUUGUUCCCAUAUCGUACGUGUGUUUGAGUUUUAUCUUCCCCUUCUUCUUCUUUUUAGCUGGAUCUUAUCAUAAGCCGAAUCUCCCACCAUACAAAAAAAGAGUAAAAAAGUAUUACUGGAGAAUAUGGGUUAAUGAUAUUUUUCAACUGGAGAGUGAAACUCAAAACUGACUUGUUUAUGAAGUCACUAAUUUUGAAUUAUGGUAUUGAAAUCGAAGAGAAAGAGUGUAAAUUUUUGUUAAUCUGCUUACGAUCGAUUACGAGUUUGACUGCCAGUUAUCUAAUUUUAGGAAUGUAUAGGAAUAGGAAAAAGAAAAGGUUGUGGAAGAAAAUAGACGAUAGAGGAUCGUGGGUGUAGGAUAUAAUUUUAUUUUUCAUUAUUAUUUUUAAAUGAAUUUUUUAUUUAUAAUUAUGCCAUGUGUCAGAAUUUUUUUGGAAAAGUAACUUGUGCUUUAGUAUGUCUUUUAAUUUUGUGGUCUGCGAGGAGAACGCGGCCAGCCCUAAUAUAUUAGACAUGUGGUGAACUCACAGAGACAUCUCCAAAAUACCACGUGGUGAGCAGUAACCGCUUCUCGGAAAGACCUAUGGUCUUCGCUUUAGAAACCUCUCUUUAUAUGUGAUAAUAACUUCCAAGGACAUUGGAACUAGAAUAAUCAGAACAUUCAAAAAAGGAAAAAUAAAAAGUUUGUCAAAGCAAAUUUGAAAACGUUGUUUUGUAAUCACUGGUCAAAAGAGAUGAUGGAAAGAAGAAGAACGGCUUUGGCACUGCUGCUGGUAGUGGUGGUUCUGACGUGGCAGAAGGGAACGAUGGCGAAGGACGCAAAAAGCGCCGCCGAAAUGGCAAAGAAAAUGGCAACAGAGACUGUUUCAUGGGCCGGUUGGGUCUCUGACAGAAUAACCACUGGACUUGGUAUAAAAAAAAAGGAACCAGAAAGUGCCGCCCAACGCACAAAAAACUACGCUUACAAGGCCGCACAAUACAUCAAAGACUCAGCGUAUGGCAUGGCUGGUGAUGCAAAGGAUAUGGCUUAUGAAAAGGCAAGCAAUGCAAAAGAAAUGGCCUCCGAGAAAACUGGCUAUGUAAAGGACAUGGCUUACGAGCAGGCUGGACAUGCGAAGGAUUAUGCUUAUGAUAAGGCAGGCAACGCGAAGGACAUGGCGUACGAGAAGGCGGGACACACGAAGGAUUAUGCCUAUGAUAAGACUGAUAAUGCAAAACAAGGGGCCUAUGAUAAGGCAGGGAUUGCGAAAGACAUAGCUUACAAACAGGCUGGACAUGCGAAGGAUUUUGCUUAUGAUAAGGCAGGGAAUGCAAAGAACAUGGCCUACGAGAAGGCCGGACACGCUAAGGAUUAUGCCUAUGAAAAGGCUGGUGAUGUAAAAGAAGUGGCAUAUGAUAAGGCGAGCAAUGCAAAGGACAUGGCAUAUGAAAAGGUGGACAAUGUGAUAGACAUGACGUAUGACAAGGUGGGAUCUGCUUACAGCAGUGCCAAGGACAUGGCAUAUGAUAAUGCGGAAAAUUCAAAGGACAUGGCCUAUGAUAAAGCGGGUAAUGCCAAGGACAUGGCAUACGAGAAGGCGGAAAAUGUCAAAGACAUGACAUAUGACAAGGUUGGAUCUGCUUACGGCAAUGCCAAGGACAUGGCCUAUGAUAAGGCGGGUAACGUGAAGGACAUGGCAUAUGAGAAGGCGGGAAAUGUGAAAGACAUGACGUAUGACAAGGUGGGAUCUGCUUACGGCAGUGCCAAGGACAUGGCAUAUGAGAAGGCGGGUGAUGCGAAAGACAUGGUGUAUGACAAGGUGGGAGCUGCUUACGGCAGUGCUGAGAAAGCAAAGGAUUACGGGUAUGAAAAGACCGGCGAUGUGAUCAGGAUGGCCACAGACAAGAGCAGUGAAGCCUAUGAAGGAGCUAAAGAGAGGUCAAAUAGUGCCAAAGACAUGGUAGCUGAUAAAGGGGAAGGUGCAGUAAAGUAUGGUAGAGACAAAGCAACGGAAGCAAUGGAUGAAUCUGUUGAGUAUAUUAAAGAAAAAUCACACAAAGCUAAAGAUGGAGCGGCCAAAGGGUUCGGAGAAACCAUGGACAAGGUCAAGGAAACAUCGAAACACGCAUAUGAAACCGCAAAAGAAAAGGCUUCUCAUGUUGCCGAAGAGAUUAGGGAGCGUUAUGUUGAGCUCUAAAAUCAGUUUCUUAUACAAUUCCAAAUUUUAAUCAAAUCUAUUUUCCAAAAUGUAAACACAAUAGUCUAACAAGGAUCUUAGUAUAUAUUAAAGUCUCUUACAUUUCUU
Molecule: messenger RNA, 3317 nt
Organism: Brassica rapa (field mustard)
Lineage: Eukaryota; Viridiplantae; Streptophyta; Magnoliopsida; Brassicales; Brassicaceae
Product: late embryogenesis abundant protein At3g53040
Biological process (GO): cold acclimation
Cellular component (GO): cytosol
Source: RefSeq, a predicted model, not a curated record